AUGGCAGCGAACACAAUGGGAACUCUUGUUAUGGUUGAAAGCUAUAAUGAAAAUUCUGAUCCCCAGUUGGCAGCAAUUGAGUCAACAAUUCCCUACAUUCGUGAGGCAAUCAACGUGCUUGAUAUUCAACAGCCUUCUUCUCCUUUCAUUAUUGCCGAUUUUGGUUCAUCUCAUGGGCGCAAUUCAAUGCAUGUUAUGAAGUUUAUUAUUCAAUAUCUGAAAGAGACCAACAAAGUAGAAGAUGAAAAACAAAUUCUCGUUGUUCAUAAUGAUCAACCCACUAAUGAUUGGACACAACUUUUUAAUCUUCUUAAUAAAGACAACUCCUAUCAUAGUGUCGCUAAUGGUCGAUCUUUCUAUGAAUCAUGUCUACCUCCAAAUUCUCUCUCGAUCGGUUAUUCGUCCACUUCGCUUCAUUGGCUUUCACGUAAACCAUGCAAUAUAUCAAAUCACUGCGCAUCUCUAUUUGCACAAGGUGACGAACUCAAAGCGUUUCAGGAACAAGCUCGUCUCGAUUGGACUCAUUUUCUUGAACAUCGAUCACAUGAAUUGAUUCCCGGUGGUGUACUUAUUUUUCUCAUUCCUUGUGUGGACGAUCGAGGAUUGAGCGGCAUCGAUAUUUUCAGAGAACUUCUCUAUAAAUGUGCUAAAUCAUUGCUUACUUCACAAGAAUUACUUGAUUAUACAUUUCCGAUAUAUCAUCGUUCAUAUUUAGAAUGCAUCGAUGAUCAACUUUUUGCUCGUUGUUCUUUUCAAUUGAUUAAAUCUGAUAUUGGUUCAGUUAAACUACCUUUUAUCGAGCGAUGGCAAAACAAACAAAUGACAGUGGAUGAAUUUGCUCGAUCAAUAACAUUAUAUAUUCGUGGUUGGUCUGAAUCGACUCUUAAACAGGUACUAUUAAUAAAUAAUCGAUCAAAACAAGAUAUCGAACAAAUACUCAAUCGAUUUUGGUCUUUAUUCGAUCAUGAAGCAAGAAAAGAAUUUUAUCAUUUAUUAGACAUUUCCAUAAAUCUUACCUAUUUGAUUUUGAAAAAAAUGAAGGGAAACAUUGAGUAA
Molecule: messenger RNA, 1056 nt
Organism: Rotaria sp. Silwood1
Lineage: Eukaryota; Metazoa; Rotifera; Eurotatoria; Philodinida; Philodinidae
Source: the annotation of a GenBank genome assembly